UCCCACACUGUAUAUAUCCCGCUUGGCUGCAGUGAGUCGAGGCCCUGCACCACUCUCACUUCUUCUCCACCCGACGCGAGUGACUACAUCUGCAAAAAUGAUGAACGGUAUGAUCAUAAAGAACAUGUCCUUCAAGGCCGGAGAGACCCUGACCAUUGUUGGAGUCCCCAAGCCUGAUGCUACAAACUUUGCAAUCAAUAUCGGCCCUGAUGAGACGGAGAUCACGAUGCACAUCAACCCUCGCUUCAAUUCCAAGGGAGACGAGAAUGCUGUGGUCUGCAACUCUUACCAGAAAGGCAGCUGGGGUGAGGAGCACCGCGAGGGAGGCUUUCCGUUCCACCAGGGAGAGGAGUUCAAGGUCGUCAUCGAAUUCGCCCCGACGGAGUUCCAGGUGACUUUAUCCGAUGGCUCAAAGAUCCACUUCCCCAACCGCAUGGGCGCAGAGAAGUACUCGUGCAUCGGCUUCGAUGGGGAGGUCCGCGUCACCAGCUUUGAGAUCAAGCAAACCUGCAGCCACCCUGGAAUUUGGGGGAAUUGAAAUUCAUGCUUUCUUUCUUUUUCAAUUAGUGUAACGUCGGGUCGACCCCAGGCCCCGCUAUUAAGGUCUAGAAUGUUAUGUGAUAUCAGUAGUGCCUUAAUGUUUAUCAUACAAACAGGAUGAUGCAAUAAAGUAGCUUGUUGACAUGUGCCAAUGCAAGCAGACAAAAAAAGGAUUGGAUCAGACAGACAUGUGAUUAUUCUCUCAUGGGCUCAACACUGUUACUGCGCAUAUGUAGCCCGAGGCCACGUUAUCUGACUGUUAUUUGCUCUGCAGCUUGCAAUGUUUUAGUUGAGAAGUACUUCAUAUAUCAUCCAGGGUUCUUUAAGGUGCUUAAGAAUUUGACAUGCUUUGUUGUUUUUUCCUCCCAGACAUUCCGGUUUAUAUCUGAGUGUAAUGCUUGCCCAUUAAAGCAUGAACAUCAUAAACA
This is a messenger RNA of Gasterosteus aculeatus aculeatus (three-spined stickleback), 968 nucleotides long. It is a transcript of the gene lgals2a, whose product is annotated as lectin, galactoside-binding, soluble, 2a. Gene Ontology annotation, molecular function: laminin binding; carbohydrate binding; galactoside binding. The record is from RefSeq and is a predicted model, not a curated record. Lineage: Eukaryota; Metazoa; Chordata; Actinopteri; Perciformes; Gasterosteidae.